Messenger RNA from Cryptomeria japonica (Japanese cedar), 2799 nucleotides. RefSeq names its product disease resistance protein Roq1-like. Gene Ontology annotation, biological process: defense response. Bases 1 to 2799 code for a protein of 932 amino acids. NCBI's taxonomy places the organism in Eukaryota, Viridiplantae, Streptophyta, Pinopsida, Cupressales, Cupressaceae. The record is from RefSeq and is a predicted model, not a curated record. The transcript is spliced from 5 exons. Gene Ontology annotation, molecular function: protein binding; ADP binding.
AUGGGAGGUAGUGGCAAAACCACGUUGGCGAAAGAGUUGUUCAAUAGGAAAUGCCUGUCGUUUGAAAAGAGUAGUUUAAUUCUUGAUGUCCGAGAAGCAGCCCAAAAUGAUUUGCACAAGAAGCAAAAAAAACUUCCCCAGGACCUCGGUAUCUCUAAUUUGUCAUUCGACAAUAUAGAAGAUGGGAAAUUUUUUUUAUCAAAUUGUUUGAAAAAUGUUCGUGCUCUCAUUGUUUUAGAUGAUGUAGAUCACACAGACCAGCUUGAUGCCCUACUUCCAAAUCUCAACAACCUUGGAUCUGAUAAUCUUGAGAUUGUCACAACUAGGGACUUGGGUGUCCUUGCGUCAUGGGAUAUCUAUUCAAUAUAUAAAAUGCCUGGAUUGAAUGACUCGCAAGCAAAUCAGCUUUUCUGGAAGAGAGAGAUGUUUUUGGAUGCAACUUGUUUUCUCAUUGGAGAAGAGACGAGUGUGCCGGUUGCAGUGUGGGAUGGAUCCGGUUGGAGUGGCGUGCACGGUUUAGAAAGACCUGUGGAAAAAUGUCUUGUGGAGGUGCACAAAGAGAACGCAACCUUCUUCGACGACAAGCACAGAGAGACAAUAAGGAUGCACGAUCAUCUUCGUGAUAUCGGGAGAGAGAUUGCAAGUACCCACUCGCCAUGUCGUUAUUGGUCUCGGCACCAGAUUCAGAUAAAUUCUCAGGCAACAGCGCCGAUAAGGGGAAUAAAUUCCGGAACUUUGAAUUUGCAAUAUUGUUUGGAGAAGUUGGUUGGCUCAAAGAUUCUUCUUGUUAGUGAAAUUGAACUUACAGAAGAAAUUGUUUCACUAUCAGAAGACCUUGUGUGGCUUCGUUGGGAUAGAUUUCGCCACAGGAAUCUUCCUUCAGGGGUUCAAUUCACAAAUUUAGUUGUAUUGCAGGUUUACUCGGCAAACUUGGAAGAGCUUUGGAGAGACAAUGUGAACCCACCUUUGAAGUUGAUGGAGUUGAAUAUUUCUUCAAAGAGUGCGUUGCAAAAGCUUCCCCCUUCAAUAGGGCGACUUAAGCAAUUGAAAAGAAUUAUACUUCACAAUAUGACGUCUCAUGGCUUUCCCUGUAUCAACCUGCCAGAAGAGUUUUGUGAUCUACAAGCACUGGAGUACAUGGUGAUAAGUUCUUCUAAUCUCCAAUCACUACCAGAUCGUUUUGGAGAGUUAAAAAAUCUGCGUCAUAUAGAUUUGAGAUUUUGCGCAGAGCUGAAGAUACUGCCAAUUUCUUUUAAGAAUCUGAUUCAUUUGGAAUUUCUGGAUUUAUAUGAUUGCAAUAAGCUCAAGCUAAGGUCAGACAUGCUGGAAAACAUUAAAAAGCUGGAAAUUUUAGACCUCGGUUGUUGCAAGAAAGUAGAAGAGUUGCCUUCUAAAAUUACAAGUCAGGUGUCUUUGAAAAGACUGACUGCACAUAGAACCAGCCUAAGGUAUUUGCCAGAUGAUAUUGGUCUACUCCCCAAGUUGAAAAGCCUAACAAUUGGUAGCGAUAUGUUGACAAAUAUACCACUUUCUGUUGGAAACUUGUCCUCCUUGACGGAUCUUUCAAUUGGUGGCAACCGGUUGAGCAGCUUGCCAUCUUCUCUUUCAAAGUUGUCCUGCUUGACCAAUCUUGGGAUUACUUGCCCGCAGUUGACCAGCUUGCCAUCUUCAAACUUGUCCUGCUUGAGCAUUCUUUCAGUUCAAAGCCGGAUGUUGACCAUAUUGCCUUUCACAGCAGGGGAUUUUGCACUUCACAAACUGGAAAAUAUAGAGUUAUCUAGCACAGGUUUGUUGGAAAUAUCCAUAUCUGAAGACUGUUGUCCCAACCUUAAGAGACUGAGUAUCAUGGAGAAUGACCAAUUGGAGGAGAUCAGAACAUUGCCGAGAUCAAUUAACGACCUAUUGUUGUCAGGCUGUAACGUCCUGAAGAACAUUAGAUGUAUUGGAGAUGUGGUAAACCUUGGUAAACUGCAUAUAUCUCACUGUGGGAAGUUAGAUGAGCUCCCAACAUUUGCAUGUCUGACUCUGCUCAAAGAAUUUGAAAUAUACCGUUGCCCUUAUGUUUCCAGUAUAGAAGGUAUCCAACAUUGCAGAUCACUGCAGAAGUUAGAAGCUAGAACCAGUUGGGAGUUGCCAGGAAUAGAGAGUUUGGAGAAUGUGGAUAGAUUGAAUGAAUUGAGUGUCAGUUGUCUCAGAAUGUCAGCCAUAAAGCCUUGUGUUCAGUCUCUCAAGAUCGUUCUGCAACAAAUACUAUUUGCAGGAACUUCCCCGCCAGAUGAAGAUAGAAGGGUGUUUGGUUCUGUACAACCAGUUUUAAACACCGAGUUUCCUUAUCUUAGUGUACGGAGAUUCGAGGAGGUGUUUGAUUGCAGCGAGCUUCAGAAUUUCUUGUGUUAUUUGAUAGAAGACAAGGAAGAGGAGGACGAAGAGGAAAAUUAUUCUGCGGUGGACGAGGACGACAUGUAUUAUUCUGAGGACGAGGAGGAUAAUUAUUCUAUGAAGGAUGAAGAGGAAAAUUAUUCUCAGGAGAACGAGAAGGAUAAUUAUUCUACGAAGGAUGAAGAGGAAAAUUAUUCUCAGGAGAACGAGGACAAUUAUUCUGAGGACGAUGAAGAGGAAUAUUAUUGUGAGGAGGGGGCAUUCGUACAUAUGGCAGUGUUCAGACAAGCUCCAGAGUAUGUGGUUGCUCGGUAUGUCAAAUGGAUAUCUAGCAAUCAUCGAAGCAAAGCAAUGGUAUUGGCAGGAGAAGAAGCAAAAGUUGGUGAGGCCUUCUACAAAAUAUUGUCACUCCUGGAAUAG